AUGUUGGCGCAACGCAGUUUACUUGAACAGAUCGAGUUCUACUUUUCAACACUCAACUUUUCUUCGGACGCAUUUUUACAAACGAAAAGCGACUCGGAGGGCUAUGUCCCGCUCGAUGUCAUUUCGAAGUUUAAGUUGGUUUCACAACACAACAAGACUCUUCCAGAAUUAGUCGACAUGUUAAAAACAUCCAAGUAUCUUGAGCUUUCUAAUGACAACAAGUCUGUUCGGAGAGUAGUGAGGGAGAGUAUUGCCGAUGUCAAAGAGCGUUGUGUGAAAGUGACGUGGGUGCCUUGUUCUUUAAGUCUUGAAGAAGUAUCUCGAUGGCUUAACACGUUUGGUAAAGUCGAAGAAAUGAAGAUGCAUUUUAUCAAUGGUACAUUGACGUUCAAAGGGACAGUUGAAGUUCUCUUUUCUGAUGAAGAAGACGUGCAGAAGUUGUUCCGACAAGACAAAGUGUAUAUAAAAGGGAAGGAAGUGAUUGUAAAGAAGUGGGAGUGUGGUGCGACAUGGGUGAAAGUUGUUAAUGGAGAGGAUCGAGUUCAUUUCUUAAGUGGGUAUGUCGACCCACAAGGUGGUGUAGUCUACGAGAUCUUAUCUGGUCUCAAGCAAAAGUUUUAUUCGAUAAAAGGGAUAUCAUACGACCAAAUAACUUCAACGCAAUAUGCAAAUGUUCUUCAUCAACGAAAGAGAAUGGUUGUUGCUGGCGACAGCUUUCACCCAUUGCGAAGUGACUGA
This is a messenger RNA of Entamoeba invadens IP1, 738 nucleotides long. Its product is annotated as lupus la ribonucleoprotein, putative. Bases 1 to 738 code for a protein of 245 amino acids. The transcript has a single exon. The record is from RefSeq and is a predicted model, not a curated record. Gene Ontology annotation, cellular component: nucleus. Lineage: Eukaryota; Evosea; Mastigamoebida; Endamoebidae. Gene Ontology annotation, molecular function: mRNA binding. Gene Ontology annotation, biological process: RNA processing.